Molecule: messenger RNA, 4906 nt
Organism: Saccostrea cuccullata (small rock oyster)
Lineage: Eukaryota; Metazoa; Mollusca; Bivalvia; Ostreida; Ostreidae
Product: ankyrin-1-like
Exons: 5
Coding region: 1890-4751 (953 amino acids)
Molecular function (GO): protein binding
Source: RefSeq, a predicted model, not a curated record
AUACAACUGACCCCUGAAACAGUAUUCAUAAGUCCAGGGGGUAAUGUAACACUAACAGCAACAUGUGACAACACCAGCUUCAUUGGUCAACUAACAUGGACUCGAUUUGUCAACGAUAAUUUUUCGAAAUUGGACACUGGAAGCUCAAAAUAUGAUGAGUGUUUUUGUCAGGGCUUAUCAAAUACUGGUCGAUUGACAAUAAAUCAAAUAGAGCCUUCUGACGAAGGAAAAUACAGGGUAGAGGUCCACCAGGUCCACCAGCAAAGGAAUUAUGUGGAAAGUAACGUGGUUUCACUGUAUGUUUUGGAGGACGUCAAUGCAGUUUGCAAAGAGGAACUAAACCUUCUACGCUACAAGGAAUGUGAAAGCAUGGCAAAGGGGGCUCUUCGUUUUAUAUUUGAUAGACUAAUUCCACCAAAUUGUCUUGCAAGCCAUCUUUCUAAGUACAAAGAUGGUUUACGCAAUUCCUGGAAAUGCAGAAAUGACCAGCUGCAAGAACUUUUCCCAAAAAAUGGAUUAGUUUCUUCCAAAAAUUUCGACAUCUCUCUUCUCUAUAAACUUUUGCGCAAUACCACAAUCGUUAAAGCACCGGUGAAUGGUUGGAAUAUUGAGCCAAAUUUGGAAAAUACAGGCGAAGGAGAUGAUAUUGAACGAAUUCAUCAACACCGAAAUUUCCUUUGUCAUUUAAAAGUGAAACAACUGUCAGAAGAAGAAUUCGAGAGUCGAUGGUUCGAUCUCACAACGGCAAUUGAUAGACUCAGCAAAGGGACCCUUCGGAGAAACAUAUGUUUCUUACGAAACAAGAAAUUUGAACAAAUGGAAAAGGUCACAAACAGAAAGUACUCGAAAAGCGGAAUUAUGAGAAAUCCUCAAUCAGAAAUUGUAACAUGGUGGCAAUUAGAAGACAGGGUGUUUUGCGAAGAUAUACGUUUUGUGAAAAAAGCAUUCGAUGUUGUCAAAAAAGAAAAACUAGUGCUCAUAAUUGGUAGGAGCGGAUCUGGUAAGACCACAGCAGCAAGACACUGUGCCCUGAAACUGCAAAGAGAUGGAUGGCAAGUGGUGCCCAUUGAUUCUAUUAGAGAAAUAAACUGCGGUCAAAUUAUGACAAAGUGCGUAUUUAUGUUUGAUGACCCAGUUGGAAAUCCAGGACUCGACGAACGGAAAGUAUCAGACUUCGAGAGAUGCCAUAGCGAUGUUUUGCAGCUUUUCAGACAUGCUGAUCAUAAAAUUAUACUAACAUGUCGUAAAUUUGUAUACAAUGAAGCUAAGCAAUAUCAUAUCUUUGACAAUUAUAGCGUCGUUGAUAUUGAAGACAAAGACUGUCUUUUGAACAGAGAUGAAAAAAGAAAACUGCUACAAGCAUACGAUAUCGAAACUAUGGUUGAUAUUUCAUCUUUAGAUCGGGUAAACCUAAUGUUUCCCCUUAUGUGUUAUAUGUUGCACAAGAAUAGAAGAAGCAUGUCUGUAGAUUCCAAAGUAGUUUUAGAUCCCCGUGAUUAUCUUCUAAAACAAUUAGACAUUAUGAGAAAAUCGGAGACGACAAAAACUCUGUAUGCAUCGUUAGUGUUUCUGGUUAUAAACAACAACAGGUGCACAAUAGAAGACUUAAAGAAAACAGAAAUGUUAUCCGAUAUAUAUAAAAGAUGUGGACUUUAUGACCACCACCCGUAUGGCAAAGAAAUACACGAAAAACUGCAGCAUUCUGAAAAUACAUAUGUUAUCAAAACAGACUUUGGAUACAAAUUUCUCCACGAAUCUCUUUUUGAAAUUGUGGCAUUUCAUUUCGGGUGCAGGAUGUUGAUAACCAAGCAUUGAUUCUUCAGCAUUUAAACAUAGAGUUUUUAGCCAAUAAUACUUACCUUGAAAAAAGUAAAGAUGCCAGCACAGAGAUGGGGAUAAGAAUUCUUCCCCAAAAUUUUGAAAUAUUGGCCCAAAGAUUAUUUCUUGCUCUGGAAGCCAAUGUCAGAUUAAAUGUGCAAAUAGGCACUAUGAAUUCCAUAUUUUCUAACAAGUGUUGGAGAGUCCUUGAGUUUGUAACGUUGUUCUUUACAACCAUUGGUAAGAAAACCAUUGUUGAGUUAUUUUCAAAACCAUUCCAAACAUUGCAAGAAAAAUCAACAUUGGAGGAGCAAAAGCAGAAAAGAGGAAGUUCAUAUUUAGAAAAGCAAGAAUUUAUAAUGGGGAAUUACACUGGGAGAAGAAAUGUUGCCACAAUAUGCAUGUAUGAGGAUAAAAUAAAACUUAUUGACUGGAUUAUUUUAAACGGACAUCUACCAUUUGUCAAUGCUUUUCUACAAAAGUCAAAGAAAUUACCUUCAUGGAUUUCUGGCCCACUGAUAGACCAUAAACGACUUUUCUGGCUCUCUAUAUAUAGUACAGAGAAAAAUAUGUUUGAAUUCACAUUAUCAAUUUUAUCGAAACUUGAAAUUAAAGAAGGUAUUAAUACACCCUAUCAUUCGGAUCAUACUCCAUUAACUCUUGCGUGUUCACUCAGUGCAUAUGAAAUUGUAAAACUUCUAGUGGAAAGGGGUGCACUCAUUGAAAAAUGCAACAAAAGAGACGAACUUCCAUUAUUCGUUGCUCUUAAAAGUGGGUCAGAUAAAAUAGUCAAAUAUCUGCUUCAAAACCGUGCUCUAGUGACAGGCAAUAAUGAAUGUGUUUGUCCUUUUUAUUUUGCAAGUAAAUCAACAAAUAAAGAUAUCUUCAAAUUACUUUUAAAGAAAUGCGACCAUUCAUCAACAUGUCACGAUGGAAAAUCACCUUUACAUCUAGCAAUAGAACAUGAAUUUAAUGACAUAACUGAAAACUUAGUUCGUCGUGAUGCUGAUGUCAAUUCCACUGACAAAAUGAAGGAGACACCUUUGCAUAUAGCCUGUUCAAAAAACAAUGUAAAAAUUGUAAAAUUGCUUGCAAAGAAAGGUGCAAACUUCAACAUGCUCAACAACAGUGAAAUGCUACCUUUACAAAUUGCUGUAAUGAACGGUUUUGAGGACCUUUUGCUAAACCUACUACUUGAAAUUCCUCUUCAAGAGUUUAAAUCAGCAAUUAACGGUUGCAACACAGAAAAUGCUAAUAAACCGAUUGUACAUGAUCAUGUUUCUAUACACUCUGCUUCAUCCUAUGAUACUGACGGAAUUUUGCGACUUCUCCUCAAAAAAUUUUCGUCCAGAAAUUUGAGAAAUUUUUUGAAGAUAUGUGACAUUGGAAGUGUUAUUGUUGAUGGCAAGACCUCGUUACAUCUCGCAGUAGAAUAUGGAUUUUUUGAAGAUGUUGAAUUAUUAAUCCAUCGUGGUUCUGACAAAAAUGCCACAGAUGCUGAGAAACAAACUCCAUUGCACAUUGCCUGUUCAACAAACAACCAAAAUAUCGUGAAAGUGAUGAUAAAAGAAGGGGCUAAUAUAGAAAUGCUCAAUUCAAAAAACGAAUCACCUGUAUCUAUUGCUUUGAAUAAUGGUUUUCAGGAUAUUCUGAUGUGCUUUAUGUUAACAUGUCCUUUUCAGAAAUUCAAAUUUUUGCUUCAAAAAUGUUGUUUCAAAAAUGUGCAAUUUUCUCAAAUACACCCGACACUAUGUGGAUUUGAUGGAGUGAUGCAAUAUCUUUUAAGCAUUUGUCCUAUUGAAAAUUUUGAAUUAUUGUUAGAAAACAACGACUUUUCUUCCAAAUCAACCCCUUUACAUCUUGCAGUAAAAGGGGGAUUUAUUAGCGUUGUUGAAAGCUUGGUAGAUUAUGGGUGUAACGUGAACGCUGUAGAUGAAAGAAAUGAAACACCGCUGCAUAUUGCUUGCUCACUUAAUGAUAUGAAGUCUGUCAAAUUACUUGUAAAAGCCAAUGCGCACAUUAUCAUGUCUGAACUGAGUAAUGAAUCCCCAAUAUGUGUUGCUGCUAGACUAAGAUUCGAGGAGAUAGUCAAAUACCUUUUGGAAAACUGCUCUACUGAAAACAUGAAAUUGUUGUUGGAGAAAUGUGACGUCACGAGUACGUUUUACAAAGGCAAAACACCUUUACAUAUUGCAGUGGAACAUGAUUAUAAUGAACAUGUUGAAAAAUUAAUUAUUCGUGGUGCCAAUAUAAAUGCUAGAGAUGAAAAUGGCGACACUCCAUUACAUGUUGCCUGCGCUAGCAAUUUCAAAAAUAUCGUCCGAAUUCUUUUAAAACAGGGAGCAGAGGUAGAAAUGUACAAUUCAAACAACGAAACACCUCUGCUCAUAAGUAUCACGAAGGGCUCUGUUGAAAUAUUACACGAUUUCAUGUAUACAACUCCCUAUCAAAAGUUUAAAUCAUUAUUGGAGAAAUGUAAUAUUGAAAAAUUACAUUUAUCCCCACAACUUCCACUAGCUGCCGCUCUCCGAAAAGGAUCAGAAGAAACUGUUCAGUAUCUUUUGAAGAGUUGUCCAAUAAAAAAAAUUGAGUUACUUUUUGAUAAGUCUUUAUCUGCUAAUCUCAGUGCAAAGACACCAUUACAUGUUGCAAUAGAAAGGAGGUUAAGUCAGGUUGCAGAGAGCUUAAUUCUUCAUGGUGCAAAUGUUAAUGCAGUUGAUGAGAUUGGCCAGACACCGCUUCAUAUAGCUUGCUCUCAAAACGAUAUAAAGACGGUUAAGUUAUUAGUGAAAGAAGGCGCAGAUAUUUUUAGCCAUAGUGCACAUGAUGAAACACCCAUAAGCCUGGCUGCAAAAAACGGGUUGGAUGAAAUAAGCCAAGUUCUAUUCAUUAACUGUCCACCAAAAUACCGGAAAAUGCUUAAAAAACUGUAACCUGAAAUCAUCACCUGAAAUCUGUUUACAUAGAUCGUCCUGCGUAAAUUUCAUUGAAACCACGUGUAUUCAAUUAUUUACUAUCCUAUCACCAAACGAAAAAUAUAUUGCUGAAAAACUGAAACGUACUGCCAAAAGUGUCAGAAUAAUUGAAA